CCUACCUCAUGCUCAUGCUCACCCAUUGGCUCUAGCACGACUUGACAAGGACCCCCAUGUCCCUUCUCAAGGCAGGCCUCAGGAGCCUGCCAAUAUCCAGCUCACUGCGCGCGUCGCCGAUCCGACGCGCGUGUCAGAUACCCCGCGCGUUCCCUCCUCGCCACCGUCCUGAUUCUGGGUUCAGGACGUACCAGCAUCUUGCUGGGAAGCAGCCACCUCCCGGGGAAAAGACUCCUGCACCAGCGCCGCCAUCGGAAGGCGCGAAACCAACGACACCAGUAGCCGUACCCAAACCAGCUCCCGGCGAUCAUCCUUCAGCGGCUGAGCAGAGAAGGACGGACUGGAAGAUCGUCAAGCAGCUCAUACAGCACGUAUGGCCGAAGGGAGACUGGAAGACGCGAGGGAUCGUGGUUCUGGGCUUUGGCUUGCUCAUUGGGGGCAAGCUCCUCAACGUGCAAGUCCCCCUAAUCUUCAAGGAGAUCGUGGACACCCUCAACGUCGACCUCCCCGUGGAGACCACCGUCUGGGCCGUCGCGGGCACCCUCAUAGUCGGCUAUGGCGCCGCGCGCAUCGGCGCUAACGUCUUUGGCGAGCUGCUGAACGCUGUGUUCGCGCACAUCGGGCAGCGCGCGGUGCGCAAGCUCGCGCGGGAGACGUUCGAGCACCUGCUCAAUAUGGACAUGCGCUUUCACCUCGCGCGGCAGACGGGCGGGCUCACGCGCGCCAUCGACCGUGGGACGAAGGGCAUCACCUUCCUGCUGCAGGCGAUCCUAUUCCGUAUAGCACCGACGGCACUCGAGAUCUCCAUGGUGUGCGGUAUACUGACCUACAAGUUCGGCUGGGACUUCGCCAUCAUCACGGCAGCUGCCUUGGGCGCUUACACCUGGUUCACGAUUCGGACGACUUCUUGGAGGACGCGGUUCCGCCGAGACGCGAACAAGGCGGACAACAAGGCCGCCUCCGUCGCCGUGGACUCGCUGAUCAACUACGAAGCUGUCAAGAACUUCAACAACGAGAAGCACGAAGUCGCAAUGUACGACAAGCAUCUGGCGGACUACGAAAAGUCGUCCAUCAAGAUUACGACGUCCCUCGCCUUCUUGAACUCGGGCCAGAACGUCAUCUUCUCCGGCGCGCUGACCAUGGCAAUGUGGCUCGCCGCGGAUGGUGUCCUCAGCCACCAAAUGACCGUCGGCGACCUCGUCAUGGUCAACCAGCUCAUCUACCAGCUCUCCCUCCCGCUCAACUUCCUCGGCACCAUCUACCGCGAGAUGCGCCAGAACCUCCUCGACAUGGAGGUCCUCUUCCGCCUCCGCGAGGACCACCCGCCGCCGCCCGCCAACCCUAACGCGAAGCCGCUGCACCUCACGAAAGGCGAGAUCCGCUUCGACAACGUGCACUUCGCGUACGACCCCGCAAGGCCCAUCUUCCGCGGGCUCUCCUUCACGAUCCCGGGCGGGAAGAAGGUCGCAUUCGUCGGGCCGUCCGGCUGCGGGAAGAGCACCAUCUUCCGCCUGCUGUACCGGUUCUACGAGCCCGACGCGGGGCGCAUCUUCAUCGACGGGCAGGAGAUCCGGGACGUGCACUUAGACAGCCUAAGGAAAGCGAUCGGCGCAGUGCCCCAGGACACGCCCUUGUUCCACGCGGACGUGCUGCACAACGUGCGCUACGGCCGGCUGGACGCGACGGACGAGGAGGUGGUAGAGGCGGCAAGGAAGGCGAACGUGCAUGAGCGGAUCAUGCAGCUGCCGCACGGGUACGCGACGAAGGUCGGCGAGCGCGGGCUGAUGAUCAGCGGUGGGGAGAAGCAGCGGCUGGCUGUGGCGCGGGUGAUGCUGAAGGACCCGCCGAUCUUGUUCUUUGACGAGGCAACUUCAGCGCUAGACGCACACACGGAGGCAGAGCUAAUGCGGAAUAUCAACAGCACACUGCUUGACAAGACGCGGACGAGCGUGUUCAUCGCGCAUCGGUUGCGGACAGUCGUCGAGGCUGACCUCAUCAUCGUCUUGAAGGACGGCCAAGUCGUAGAGCAGGGCACGCACGAAGAACUCUUGCGGCGUGGCGGGCUCUACGCGAGCAUGUGGCAGCAGCAAGUCUCCGCAGAGCUGUUCGACAACGAGCUACUUCAGUAGCUGACGUGGUACUCCAGUCUAGUCGACGUUCGGACGCAUAGAGCGCGACGUGUCGGGACUCUCAUCUGCCCUGUAUUUCUAGUAUGUAUACCUAUGCUACACGGUGAGGAGUGGCGUAAUCUGAGUGGUGGUUGUCCAUGAUUGCGAUGGAGGGGGUGCUAUACGAGCAAGUGGAAUGACCAGGCGACGGCACGGAGUUACAGCAUGCUACACAAAGGAAGCUACAACAUGCCGCCGACGACGCCGACAAUAGCCUUCGUGCCGAUACGAACGUGUCGCUUGUCGCCUUGCCACGGGCCAGCAUGCGCACGGAGGUUGCGCACCUCCUCUGCGAGGCGGCGCCGCAGGUCCAUGAGCGCAUCGGGCUGCCUAUUUGGCGC
This is a messenger RNA of Schizophyllum commune H4-8, 2509 nucleotides long. RefSeq names its product P-loop containing nucleoside triphosphate hydrolase protein. Bases 57 to 2129 code for a protein of 690 amino acids. NCBI's taxonomy places the organism in Eukaryota, Fungi, Basidiomycota, Agaricomycetes, Agaricales, Schizophyllaceae. The record is from RefSeq and is a predicted model, not a curated record. Gene Ontology annotation, cellular component: mitochondrial inner membrane. The transcript is spliced from 9 exons. Gene Ontology annotation, molecular function: ABC-type transporter activity; ATP binding; ATP hydrolysis activity. Gene Ontology annotation, biological process: intracellular iron ion homeostasis; transmembrane transport.